AUGAGAUGUCUCAGACAACUUUGUUCCUGCUCAUCUUCCACUGCAUCUGUUACUAGUACUAGUUCUUUAACUCCCUUCAAUAACAUUAUUCGAGCAUCUCUUGAAAAGGGGUCUCCUCGAAAAGCUCUAUUGGAUUACCAGACCAUUUUCAGCUCGAUUUCUGUGUUGCCUGAUUUUCAAACCAUUUCUUAUGCACUUGAAGCUUGCAAAAUUUUAUCAGAUGACAGAACUGUAGUACAGUUCCAUACCAGAAUGUUAAAAUCUGGGUUCGAUUCACACCCAUCUCUUUUAACUUCUUUGAUAUCCAUAUACGUUUCUCAUAAACAACUCGUUGAUUAUGCUUGUCGUCUGCUUGAUGAAAUUCCCAAGUGGGGUUUCAAUCUUUAUUCUGUGAAUUUGGUCAUUGCAGGCUACUCAAGGGCGGGGAAGUUCGCUAGUGCAAACCGACUGUUUCUCGAAUCACCUUAUAGGGAUGUUGUUUCAUGGAACACUAUGAUAACCGGCUGCGUAAGACAUGGCAGCCUAAAAGAGGCAGUAACUUUGUUUCGUCGAAUGCUCAGUUCUGGUAUUGAACCAGAUGGGUUUACUUUUGCAUCAGUUCUUACAGCUUGCGGUCGAAUUGGAGCUAUUAGUAAUGGAAAAUGGGUUCAUUCUUUGAUGACAGAAAAACAGAUUGAGCUAAAUUAUAUACUGAAUGCAGCAUUAAUUGAUAUGUAUUCAAGAUGUGGAAGAAUUGAAACUGCCAAGGAAGUAUUUGAAAGCGUGAAACGAGAUCAUAUAUCUGUUUGGAAUUCGAUGAUUACAGGAUUAGCAAUGAAUGGACUUGCUUGGGAAGUAAUCGAAAUCUUUACUCGUUUAGAGAGAGAAGAUAUUAAAGCAGAUUCAAUCACCUUUGUUGGAAUCCUAUCUGCUUGUAGCCAUUGCGGACUGGUCGAACAAGGUCGUCGGUUUUUCAAUUCAAUGAGAAGCAAUUACUCAAUUGAGCCUGAGAUUGAACAUUAUGGAGCAAUGGUUGAUCUUUUGGGCAGAGCAGGUUUCUUGGAAGAAGCUCGUGAGAUGAUACAGACAUUGCCAAUGAAGCCAGAUGCAGUUGUGUGGAGAGCACUGUUGAGUGCUUCUCGAAUUCAUGGAAAUCCCGAGAUUGGUGAACUAGCAGCCGGAAAAAUGUCGUCUGAUCUGGGAAGCGGAGAUUAUGUGUUGUUAUCAAACAUUUACUCUUUGGCAAAAAGAUGGGAUUGGAAUUCGAAAGAAGGGAUGAGAAAAAAUGGAAUUCGAAAGAAUCAAGGAUUGAGUUGGAUUGAAGUUAAAGGUGUUAUUCAUCAAUUCAAAGCAGGUGAUCGGUCGGUUCCUGAUUCCGAUAUGAUAUAUAAGGUUUUGGAAAGAGUGAAUGCAAGGAUCAAAGUUGAUGGUUAUGUUCCUGCAAUUGAGUUAGUAUUAAUGGAUGUUUCAGAGGAGGAAAAGGAGGGAAAUUUGAAUUGUCACAGUGAAAAACUUGCAACUGCUUAUGGGAUUUUAAAAACAAGUCGGGAACUGAAAUUAGGAUCUCAAAAAACCUUAGGACUUGCCGUGACUGUCAUUGUUGGUUGAAAAUGGUUUCAAGAGUAUUAAACCGGGUGAUUGUCAUGAGGGAUCGUAUUCGUUUCCAUCGAUUCGA
Molecule: messenger RNA, 1654 nt
Organism: Papaver somniferum (opium poppy)
Lineage: Eukaryota; Viridiplantae; Streptophyta; Magnoliopsida; Ranunculales; Papaveraceae
Product: pentatricopeptide repeat-containing protein At5g50990-like
Exons: 1
Coding region: 1-1587 (528 amino acids)
Biological process (GO): RNA modification
Molecular function (GO): zinc ion binding; RNA binding; protein binding
Source: RefSeq, a predicted model, not a curated record